AUGCGAAGGGUGCUAAGAAAUUGCUCUUGGCAGCAACAUUGGCGACCGGCGAGGGAGGGGCAGCGACGACCAAUCUUGGAGCUGAGAACGAAGAAGAAGAAGGGGGAUGGAGCGUUGUUUUUUUGUUUAGGAAGUAGAAAAGAUUACAUCAAAACUGCCGUCCCUCUAUAUGAAGCAUCGAUUAAAGGUGAUUGGAAAGCUGCUAAAGCCAUUCUUGAUGAAAGGCCAGAGUUGGUAAGGUAUAGUAUCACUGAAAAUGAUGAAACCGCACUUCAUGUUGCUGCAUCGGCAAAAAGAAGCAAACAUGUGGAAGAGUUUGUGGAACAUCUUCUGACAUACAUGAAUGAAAAGGACCUCGAACUUCGUAAUAACAGUUCCAACACUGCCCUCUGUUUAGCAGCUGCAGCUGGAAACCUUAAAAUAGUUGAGAUUAUGGUGAACAAAAAUAGAGCUUUAGUGGGAAUGGUUUGUGGUAACGGAAUGACACCACUGUAUAUGGCUGUCCUGUUUGGACAUCAAGACGUGGCCAAGUAUUUUUAUGAAAGGUCCCACAAGUUGCGUCAUACUUGUUGGACACCUGAAAAUUGUGAGUGGCUUCUUCACAAGUGUGCCGAGAGUAAUAUGUUUGAUAUCGCACUACAGAUAGUAAAAGAUCGCCAGGAACUUUGUGGUACUGGAAGUUUGCUUCAAAUUUUGGCUCGAAAGACCGAAGCAUUUGCUGAAACAGAAUCUAAUAUCAUCAAAAGAACCAUAUAUUGGCUUUUUAGGGUCAUGCAUCCAAAGAUGGGAGUUUCUGAGAAGGAAAAUAAAAUGAAAGCAUUAGAAUUACUAAAAAUCGUUUGGCAAAAUAUUGCGGAGAAGCCAAAGGAGGAAAUUGAUAACAUACUCAGAGGGCCGCCUGAUAAUCCCAUCAAUCAAGAUGAUAAACCAGCUUCUGACAAGGACAAUCAAACACUGCAACUACUAAAACUCAUUGCUGAUAAUGUCGUCAAAAUGCAGAAAAACAAAGAGCCUGCUGCUACAGCUUCAGAAGGUCCGAAUGCAGUAUCGGAGCAUAAUGUAAAAACAAAAUACUCUUCUCGAAUAUUAUUUGUUGCUGCAAAGAUGGGCAACACUAGAUUUCUAGUUGAGCUCAUCCGUAAAUAUCCUGAUCUGAUAUGGAAACUAAACGAUGAUGGCCAAAGUAUAUUUCACAUUGCUGUCAAACAUCGUCACGAGGGGAUCUACAAUAUAUUAUAUGAGAUAGGCUCAAUGAAGGACCUGAUAACUCCUCUUAAAGAUAAAAAUGACAACAAUAUGUUGCAUUUAGUUGGGAGGAAAGCCAAGAAAAAGCAACUUGAGGAUGUAUCUGGAGUUGCAUUGCAGAUGCAACGAGAACUAUUGUGGUUCAGGGAAGUAGAAGAGAUGAUCCCUCCUUCUUAUCGGGAAAUGAAGAACAAAGAUGGUCUAACACCACACGAUUUAUUCACUAAGGAACACAAAGAUUUAGUCAAACAAGGUGAGGAAUGGAUGAAAGGAACGGCUAGUCAGUGUAUGGUGGUUGCGACGCUUAUUGCCACCAUUGUAUUCGCGGCGGCUUUUACAGUUCCAGGUGGAUACAAUCAAGACAAUGGUAUCCCUUUCUUUUAUCGAAAAAGAACAUUUACACUUUUCGUGUUGGCAGAUGCUAUGUCUUUGUUCUCAGCAUCAACAUCAAUACUCAUGUUCUUAUCUAUCCUUACUUCUCGUUACGCCGAACGUGAUUUCUUGGAGUCAUUACCCAAAAGGCUAAUGUUAGGUCUAGCAACACUUUUCCUCUCGAUAACAACCAUGAUGGUUGCUUUUAGUGUUAGCUUCUUUGUGCUAUACCAUAAAGAUCUGAAAUGGAUACCCAUUCUUAUCACCCUGUUUGCUACAAUGCCGGUUCUUUUAUUUGCUACAUUGCAAUUUCCGUUGUUGAAAGACGUAUUUCAGUGGACGUAUGGUUCUAGGUACCUCUUUCAGCCCAGGAAACAUGUUCUGUACUAUGAAAACUCCUCUAAACAUAGGUGGUUUCCAUUUACAGUACCUUUCAUUUCAAGAUGUACUUCGAAAAUAUGGAAACUGUUGCAAGUUCAAUAA
This is a messenger RNA of Lactuca saligna, 2100 nucleotides long. The record is from the annotation of a GenBank genome assembly. Lineage: Eukaryota; Viridiplantae; Streptophyta; Magnoliopsida; Asterales; Asteraceae.